AUGGCAGCUAUCGAUUCCUUGGUUACAGCUCAUGUCAUAGGAGAUGUCUUGGACCCCUUUAACACCAGCGCUGAUCUGAUGGUCCUAUUCAACGGUGCUCCUAUUAUCAGUGGCAUGGAGUUGCGCUCCGCGGCGGUGUCCGAUAGGCCGACGGUCGAGAUUGGAGGAGAUGACUAUCGCGAUGCAUAUACCCUGGUGAUGGUCGAUCCCGAUGCUCCUAACCCAAGCAACCCAACGUUGAGGGAGUACCUGCACUGGAUGGUGACUGACAUACCAGCAUCAACUGACAAUACAUACGGCCGCGAGCUCGUAUGCUACGAGCCCCCUUCCCCGGCGACGGGCAUCCACCGCAUGGUGCUGAUAUUAUUCCGGCAGCUCGGCCGGGAGACGGUGUUCGCGCCGUCGAGGCGCCACAACUUCAACACCCGUGGCUUCGCCCGCCGCUACAACCUCGGCGCGCCCGUCGCGGCAAUGUACUUCAACUGCCAGCGCCAGUCCGGCUCCGGCGGCCCGAGGUUCACCGGGGCUUACACCAGCCGCCGCCGUGCCGCCGGCUGA
Panicum hallii is the source of this 558-nucleotide messenger RNA. RefSeq names its product protein FLOWERING LOCUS T-like. Lineage: Eukaryota; Viridiplantae; Streptophyta; Magnoliopsida; Poales; Poaceae. The transcript is spliced from 4 exons. The coding region runs from base 1 to 558 and encodes 185 amino acids. The record is from RefSeq and is a predicted model, not a curated record.